This is a messenger RNA of Cannabis sativa, 687 nucleotides long. RefSeq lists its product as uncharacterized. Lineage: Eukaryota; Viridiplantae; Streptophyta; Magnoliopsida; Rosales; Cannabaceae. The record is from RefSeq and is a predicted model, not a curated record. The transcript has a single exon. The coding region runs from base 1 to 687 and encodes 228 amino acids.
AUGGGAGAUUUUAACAGUUUUUUGGGUUUUGAUGAUAAAACUGGUAGUAAUUAUUAUAACCUUACUGAUAUGGAUCAAUUUGCUCAAUUUCUUCAUAAAUUUAGUCUUUCUCCUCUUAAUUUUGAAGGAGAUAAAUAUACUUGGCAUAAUAGUUCUGUGUGUGAGCGUCUUGAUUGGGCUAUUGAUUCUGAGCCCUGGAGGACUUUAUUUCCUCAUGCUAUGUUGUACCAUCUGUCGUUUUAUGGUUCGGAUCAUCGAGCCCUUAAGGUUGUCCUUCAUCGUGAUAAUAACUCUAAUAGGCUUCCUGUUUUUAAAAAGCGCUUUCAUUUUGAAAAUAUUUGGCUUGAAAAUCCUAGUUUUUACACUACUGUCCAGGAUUUUUGGAGGAAUUCUUCUCAUCUUUCUGUUAAUCAGGAUGCUCUUGGUCUCUUUCUAGUUCGUCAGAACUCCUGUGUCUUUGCUUUGAAAUAUUGGCAUAAAUCUAUUAUGCCAGUUUUCCAAUCUCGAAUCCAGGAUAUUCAAAAAGAGAUUGUUAGGAUUCAAUCUUUGACUUCUGAUAGUAGAGAGUCUAAUGUUCAACUUAAGUAUCUCCAAUCUCAACUUGAUGCUCUUCUUUACAAAGAAGAGAUUUAUUGGAAGCAACGGGCUCGUGUUAACUGGCUUCAAAAACACCAAGUUUUUUCAUAG